AUGACUGAGGAAUACGAUAACGAUGAUCCUCGGCACCGUGCUCUUCGCCUGGGGAUCGAGCAGGGAAAUGGAAUUAGUAAUAUGGAGAAGAUUUCCGUGGCGCUUCAAGCCAUGCAGAAAGCAGGCUUCGUCUUAGAACUCCAUAUGAAUGUUGCGGAUCUUGAGGGCGGGGAUGCGAUCCCGUGGUAUUGGCCUCUGAGCGGUGACUUGAAAUACAUGCAGAGUAUUUGGGAACUGCCCACUUUCCUUCGAAUGUCACCUGUUGGUCGCACGGUUGUGCAUAGCUUCAUAGGAGCCCUGGAGACUAUCCGUCUGGCUCCGAAAGGAACUCAGAAGACGGCCGAUUCGCUAGCAACAGGAGCAGACUGUUUGGUUGCAGGAGCGAAGGAGAAACUAUUCGCACCGAUGUAUCUCAUGGUUGGUCGUAAACCAGCAGUGUGGUGA
Messenger RNA from Botrytis sinoallii, 444 nucleotides. RefSeq lists its product as uncharacterized. NCBI's taxonomy places the organism in Eukaryota, Fungi, Ascomycota, Leotiomycetes, Helotiales, Sclerotiniaceae. The record is from RefSeq and is a predicted model, not a curated record. The transcript has a single exon. Gene Ontology annotation, molecular function: sterol 24-C-methyltransferase activity. Gene Ontology annotation, cellular component: endoplasmic reticulum. The coding region runs from base 1 to 444 and encodes 147 amino acids. Gene Ontology annotation, biological process: ergosterol biosynthetic process.